AAAAAAAAAAAAAAAAACCUCACUCCUGUAUUUUUUUCAAGGUGCUCGAUUGAUCCGUUGAAUUUUUCAAGGUGCAUCAUCUUUCCAAAUAACUCAGAAGAAAGGAACAAAAUAAGUUAAAUAAUUAUUAUAAUAAUAAUAAUAAUAGUAAUGACUUAAGAAGAAUUAGUGAUGGCCGGCAACCGAGUUCUGGUGGAUUUGCACAGCGUAACUGGUCAAGGCCCGAAGUUUCUGGAGAUAAUAAUACAAAAUGUUUCCUUGGUCGUUGACUGGUUAUUUAAAUCGUAAUCAUCCUCAAAGGAAUUGCCUCUCAUUCCAUCAGGUUAUUGAAUUGGUCUCCUUCUCACUCCAAUAAAUAAUACAGUUAGAAACAACAAACACGAUAUAGCGUUGAACUUCAUUCAAGUAUGCAUCAAGCCUGGCCACCAAAAGGGCCACAAGCCUCUGCAAAUGAAGAAGACGCCAAGUCCACAUCUCAGCCGGCCAAACCAAAGGAAACAUGAAGCAUCUAUCUCCGAGAUGGAGCGACCAUCAACGCCACAUAAGUACCAUCAGAAGAAUCAGUCUGCCUUGAACUAUAUCAAAGCUGCAGCCAAGAAAUUGGCAGGAGUUUUCUCAACCUUGGCUUUUCUCACCCGCCCAACGAAGACUAAGGGAGCUCCUGCCACACCUGAUGGCAGCAGAAACUAUGGCCAACCUCCUGGGAUUUCCUGCAGUAACAAUAAGAGAUCAUCAAGGUUCAAGUACUCUGACUCCUAUGGCUCUUCCGAUGCUGCAAGUGGGCAGCUGGUUACAGAGAAUUUCUCCAUUGAAGAGAUCAACAAAGCAACCCAAAAUUUCUCCCCGGCAAAUAAAAUUGGAGAAGGCGGGUUUGGAACGGUGUAUAAAGGGAGGCUCGGGAAUGGAUCCCUCGUUGCUAUAAAGCGUGCAAAGAAGAACAUGUAUGACAAGCGCUUAUCACAGGAGUUCAAGAAUGAAAUCCUUACUUUGUCGAAGAUUGAGCAUCUGAAUUUGGUGAAGUUAUUGGGAUAUCUGGAGCAUAAAGAUGAAAGGAUUAUCAUAAUUGAAUAUAUUGGCAAUGGAACACUAAGGGAACAUCUGGAUGGUACUCAAGGGCUUGAAAUUGCAGAGCGUCUGGACAUUGCAAUUGAUGUAGCUCAUGCAGUUGCAUAUCUACACAUGUACACAGAUACUCCCAUAAUCCAUAGAGACAUCAAAGCAUCAAACAUCCUUAUCACAGAGAAACUACGUGCCAAAGUAGCAGACUUCGGGUUUGCCCGGUUGGCAGCAGAGGAUCCAGGUGCCACUCACAUUUCAACUCAGAUCAAAGGAACAGCAGGCUAUUUGGACCCGGAAUACCUCAGGACAUAUCAACUUACUGAGAAGAGCGAUGUUUACUCCUUUGGCGUGUUGCUUGUAGAAAUGGUGACAGGAAGACACCCCAUUGAAUCAAAGAGACCGCUCAGUGAGAGAGUGACCACAAGAUGGGCAAUGGAGAAACUGAAAGAAGGGGAUGCAGUACUUGCUAUGGAUCCAAAACUGCGAAGGAAUCCAGCAUCAAACGAGGCAGUUGAGAGAGUCCUUAAACUCGCUCGCCAAUGCCUUGCUCCUCUCAGACAAUCAAGACCCUCCAUGAGGAAAUGUGCUGAAGUUUUGUGGGGAAUCCGAAAGGAUUUCAGAGAGAAAGCUUUCUCUUAUUCUCCUUGUCCUAGCUCUCACCGUUCUGAUAAUUUUCUCAAUAAAGACGCGAGAAAGAAUCGUCACCAUGCUUUCGGCCUAGAAGAUUGUGACAGCUACAAAUUUGUUUCUGCAUGAGUGUUUGAUUAUGACAUUUGUCCAUAUCCUUAUUAAUGUAUAAAUCUCAAAUUUAUAUAUAAUUUAUAUAAUUUUUUGGGUGCA
Messenger RNA from Vitis riparia (riverbank grape), 1899 nucleotides. RefSeq names its product calmodulin-binding receptor-like cytoplasmic kinase 2. Gene Ontology annotation, biological process: protein phosphorylation. NCBI's taxonomy places the organism in Eukaryota, Viridiplantae, Streptophyta, Magnoliopsida, Vitales, Vitaceae. The record is from RefSeq and is a predicted model, not a curated record. Gene Ontology annotation, molecular function: protein kinase activity; ATP binding. The transcript has 6 exons. Bases 451 to 1815 code for a protein of 454 amino acids.